AGGAUUUAGUGAACAAACGUUACUGGGGAAAGAGAAGUGAUGAUGAUUUAGUGAACAAACGUUACUGGGGAAAGAGAAGUGAUGAUUUAGUGAACAAACGUUACUGGGGAAAGAGAAGUGAUGAUGAUCUGGUGAACAAACGUUACUGGGGAAAAAGAAGCGAUGAUGAUCUGGUGAACAAACGUUACUGGGGAAAGAGAAGUGAUGAUGAUUUGGUGAACAAACGUUACUGGGGAAAGAGAAGUGAUGAUUUAGUGAACAAACGUUACUGGGGAAAGAGAAGUGAUGAUGAUCUGGUGAACAAACGUUACUGGGGAAAGAGAAGUGAUGAUGAUCUGGUGAACAAGCGCUACUGGGGAAAGAAAAGCCUUGAGAACAUCGACUUGGAAGGCCCGUAUGCCCCUCCCAAUAUCUUCGGCCGCCGCGAUGACUCCACGGCCGCUGAUGAUGGCUCCGCCCCAGCUGCAAGUGACGACACGACAGAGGACACGCCCACUGAUGACGCCGGGGAAGUCCAGCUGACUCCGGAACAAGAGGCGGAGCUUGAAGCUGCGGUGAAGGCGGAGUUGGAGGCGGAGCUUGGGGCGGAGUUUGUCGAAUCUUUGGAGACGGAGGAGGCGGCGGAGGAGCUGGAGGAAACAGCUGACGUGUUGCACGCGGCGGCCGCCCUCGAGUGACGUCAUCACUCUAUGGCGCUCCCAUUGGCCGAGGGAGCUGAGUUUGGGCGGGAUCAUGACGACGAUGCCCUCCUUUGCUUUGGGAAAAAAAUAAAAACCAAUAAGAAAACCCCCACCAAAAUCCCCCCCCCCCCCCCCCCCCCCCAUUUAGAAUGAUGUCAUGGGGAACCGAAGCUCUCGUCUGAGGAAUAUGAGGAGUUAGAAUCUACUCUGUUACUGUUAAGAUAUACAUCAACCUCGACUUUCAAUGCUAUUUAUUCCUUUUUUUUCUGCGCCAGUGAGAGUCAAUAAAAUUCCCCCAAAAAUGACAA
This is a messenger RNA of Aplysia californica (California sea hare), 988 nucleotides long. RefSeq lists its product as uncharacterized. NCBI's taxonomy places the organism in Eukaryota, Metazoa, Mollusca, Gastropoda, Aplysiida, Aplysiidae. The record is from RefSeq and is a predicted model, not a curated record.